AUGUCUGAUAAGAAACUAAAGGAAAAAAGGAACCUAUUUGUUAAUUCAGUGUCUGAGGACACACUUAACAUCUUGCUGGAUGACUUACUAAGUGAAAGAGUGCUGAGCCAAGAGGAGACGGAGAUAGUGAAAAAGAAAAAUGAUACAACUAGGAACAAGGCUCGUGUGCUCAUUGACUUUGUGAUUUGCAAAGGGUCCCAUGCCAGCCAGAUAUUUAUCAGUUAUAUCUGUCAAAGAGAUUUCACCCUGGCCUCCAAACUGGGAUUUUCUUCUGGUCUUCAUGGAACUCUUGAUGGAUCAUCAGAGACAGCAUCAGUAGAACCCAAAGACACACUUAAGCUUUGUCCUCGGGCAGAAUUCCUGAAACGACGUCAAGACAUGCCUGCAAAGAUUUAUCCAGUAAAGGAGAAGGAAGACCGUACGCGUCUGGCCCUCAUCAUUUGUAACAUAGAGUUCUAUCACCUUCCAAGGCGCGAUGGGGCCAACCACGACAUCUUAGGGAUGAAAAGACUGCUUGAAGGUCUGGGCUACUGCGUGGCUGUAGAAGGGAAACUCACAGCUGGGGACAUGGAGUCAGUGCUGUGGGCAUUUGCUGCCCGUCCAGAGCACAAGUCCUCAGACAGCACGUUCUUGGUGUUCAUGUCUCAUGGCAUCCUGGAUGGAAUCUGUGGGAUUAAGCAUAGAAAAGAAAGCCCAGAUGUGUUGCCUUACGACACUAUCUUCAGGAUAUUCAACAACCAACAUUGCCUCCAUCUGAAGGACAAACCCAAGGUCAUCAUCAUCCAGGCAUGCAGAGGUGAAAACCCUGGAGAGGUGUGGGUCAGUGACUCGCCAGUGGCCUCAGAAGACAGCUCUUCACAGUCACCAGAAAACCUAAUGGAUGAUGGUGUCCACAAGGUCCACAGGGAGAAGGACUUUGUUGCUUUCUGCUCUUCAACUCCACAUACUCUUUCCUGGAGAAAGGCAGAGGGUUCCCUCUUCAUCACACAGCUCAUAAUUUGUUUCCAAAAAUAUUCUUGGUGUUGUCCCCUGCUAGAAAUAUUUUCAAGGGUUCAACAAUCAUUUGAAAAACCAGGCAUUAAGGCCCAGAUGCCCACCAUUGAAAGACUCUCCAUGCCCAGACCUUUUUAUCUCUUCCCAGGCAAUUAA
Messenger RNA from Choloepus didactylus (southern two-toed sloth), 1149 nucleotides. Its product is annotated as caspase-1-like. The record is from RefSeq and is a predicted model, not a curated record. The transcript has 8 exons. Gene Ontology annotation, molecular function: cysteine-type endopeptidase activity; caspase binding. Gene Ontology annotation, biological process: proteolysis; regulation of apoptotic process. Gene Ontology annotation, cellular component: protein-containing complex. NCBI's taxonomy places the organism in Eukaryota, Metazoa, Chordata, Mammalia, Pilosa, Megalonychidae. Bases 1 to 1149 code for a protein of 382 amino acids.